Messenger RNA from Aphis gossypii (cotton aphid), 5609 nucleotides. Its product is annotated as nuclear pore complex protein Nup214-like. The coding region runs from base 243 to 5462 and encodes 1739 amino acids. The record is from RefSeq and is a predicted model, not a curated record. Lineage: Eukaryota; Metazoa; Arthropoda; Insecta; Hemiptera; Aphididae. The transcript has 19 exons. Gene Ontology annotation, molecular function: protein binding.
AUAAGUAAUAACCGGCCGUGUUGAUGAUGGUUGUUGUCGUUAAGAUUUAAUUUUUAAUAUCUACGUUUAGUUUGCAUUUUGAGUUUUAAUUGUUUGCUGUCAGUGUAAUGUUAUUUUUAAAUUUUCUAUAGUCCAAUUUAUGUUUAGAAAUAUUUCCAUUAUUUAAUUACCUACAUGACAUGUCAAUUGCUUGAUUUUCAGUUUGUUCUUUAGUUAAGCUUAAGUGUAAAAGCAACUCCAAAAUGAGUACACACGUUAAAGGAACAUGUGUUGAUGUUAUGGAUUUUAAGUGUUCGGCAUUCUGCAAUCUUCGGGUUUUCAAUGAAGGACACCAAUUUGAUAAAUAUGCUGCCAUGAUCAUCAGUUCUAACCGAUUUGGGAUAACAAUUGUUGCUUCUCCCAAUCAGCUUUGUUUGAUUUCAAUGAAACAUGUUCGUCAUCUAGUUGGUGAUUUUGGUGUUGAAAAAAAUACAUUAACAGAUUUUUUAAGACGUGAAAUUGAAUUAGAUUACUCCCCAAACUUUUUGGAUCUUAGCUGUGAUGAAGAGUAUAUAGCAGUUGCAGGAAUUUUGAAUUCAAAAACCUCUAUAACUAUUUACAAUGUUGAAGAUUUAAUUUCAAAAAAUUAUCCAUCUCCGUCAGUAUUUGUUGAACUUGCAGCUACUCAGGACUCACAUGUAAUAGAUAUGUCAUGGAAUCCUGGUGUAAAAAAUUCUUUGGCCUGUUGUUUGUCUGACGGAUCUUUACAUAUUAUAGACUUAAAAGAUGGUGGAACUUAUAGUAUUGUCAGUUUACCACCACAAUCAAGUACACUAUGUUUGAGCUGGAGCCCUAAAGGAAAACAAAUAAUAAUAGGCAGUUCAAAUGGGUCUUUGACACAGUAUAAACCUGAACUCAAAGCUAUGAAGCAGUAUUUACCACCAGCUGAUGUAACGGGAAAUGUAAAACCUAUCAAAAUAAAAUGGAUAUCAAAUUUUCAAUUUGCAGUUGUCUAUGAUUUUGUGGAAAAUUUAGAUAAUCAACUAAAUCUUUACAUUCUCAAUACACCGAAAAAUGCACCAGUGGAAUUUAUCAAUUUUGAACAAUAUGUUGUAAUGAAUUCUGAACAGUAUAGAUUAAAUCAAUAUUAUACAAUAUUUCAACAAAAUUGGAAUCUUUUGUUUGUCGCUUCUUCAAAUUGUACAGAAAUUGGUGUAAUGGGAAUAAAUAAUGAAAAUCAAUGGCAAUGUUGGAUGUUAGAAACAAGACCAGAGUUACCAUAUAGACUUGACAAACAAAUGUAUCCUAUAGGAAUGUCAUUAGAUCUUUCUUCUCAAAUGAAAAUAAAACAAUUAUCUAAAUCAAAUGAAGAAAUAUUUCUUGACCCAAUGCCAGUAUUAUGUGUUUUAUCAAGUGAUGGUUUAUUGUUUAUGUAUCAUAUUGAAAAUCAGUUAACUGAUUACAAAAAUAUAUGUAAAUUACCAACAGAAAUAUCGGAUAAUAUAGUAUCUCAACUAUUUACUACCAAUUCUAAAAUAAAAAAUGAAGUAAUUGAACAAACAAGUGUGACUGAAAUAGUAGAGCAAGAAGAUGAAAUAAAUGCCAUUGAUGAAAAAGCUAGAGGAGAUCAUAACGAAUCAGUGCUUGCAAGCUAUUUAGAAACAUCUACUACCUCUGAAGUUGAACAACCACAAAUAUUAGGUACACCAACAAUUUCAGUAGUUAAACCAAAUAUUCCUGAAGUAUCUACUGAAACUGUUGCACCUGUGCAAAAUAUUUCAAGUCAAACAAAUCUUUCUGAUAAAAAUACAUCAACAGAUGAAAUUGUAAGUCAAGCCAUGUUUAAAGAAGUGUUGGAAGAUGUACAAAUAUUUCAAAUAGAAUUAGAGGAAACCUUGAAAUUAUCAUUAAAUACUAGUAAACUUAAGAUUGGUGAUGAAAAAGAUAAAGAAAUACUUAUGAAAAAAUGGUCAUCAUUAGACUCGUUUUUCAAAGAAUUAAAUGAGACCAAUCGCUCACAGUGGAUGGAAAGUAAAGCUCUUCAAAAAGCAGUGUUAGACUCUAUUGCUUGGGUCGAGGACUCAAAGUCUCGUAUAUUCUUUUUAAAAAAUCCAAAAUUUAAAUGUCUAUUAAGAAAUGAUAGUGAUGAGCCAUUUAGUAAAACACUGUUUGACAAUAUAGAACGCACGUUAUACUACAUUGAAACUCAAUUAACACAUGUUGAUGAUCAAUUGAAAGCUAGAUAUGAUAGUUAUAAUCCAAACAAUAAGGAAUUGAAAAUACCUUGUUUGGAAACUAUUUAUAAAUCAUUGGUCGUAAACACAAAUAUAGUGAAUAAACUAAAGGAAAAGAUAAAUUAUUUGUAUAGUACAGUAGAAGAAAUGAAAUAUAGAACAUUUAAAAAAUUGUCGUUGGCACCUGAUGUUGUGCAAAAUACUUCGAAAUUACAUGAGUCCCGUGAUGUUGGCUUAUCAAAACUUUCAGAACAAUUGUUAAAAAUUACUUUAGACAAAGACGGUGUGUCUGCUAUUAAUUCUUAUAAUGUUGCUAAAAAGUACUCUGUAUUAUCAGCAAAUCAAAGAGCACUAUCAGAUUCUAAAGUUAAUAAACUUCAAGAAUGGUUGAAAGAUUUUAAAACAAGGCGCACAAAAAUAACUAGAGCUCAAUUUGCAAAUAUAGAUCUUAGCAGACCAAUGUGUAGUACUCCAUUAAAAUCUGCAUCAAAACCAAGAGUGCAUGAAAAAAACAUUGAUUUUGUACCUUUUGUGUCUACUAUACCACAACCUUCUACAUUAUUGAACAAAAACUAUAAUACGAGCGAACGUAAUAUUACAAAUAUUAAUUUACAAUCAACAUCACAACUUAAUUCAACACAAUUUCAAAAACCAACCACACAACAAAUGAAUGCAGGAAUCCCAAUAUCUGUAGUUCCUAGUACUCCAGGAUUUACAUUAGGAUCUAAACCUUUGCCAACAAAUACUGUCUGGAACCCAAUGGAUAAUUCAUCAACUCCUAAACCAGUUGCACCAAAUAAAUUUGAUUUUAAAGGUUUCACUAAAGACCCUAUUGUUUUUAGCACCGCUAAAACUGGUCCAUUAUUUGCAAAUAAUGUGACUUCUACUACCAUUUCUAAUAAAGAUCCUGUAGAUUUUAGUUUAAAAACGUCAACAGCUACACCUUUAAAUUUCAGUAAUUCCACUAAUAUUGUUUCCACUAAGUCUACAUUAGAUGUUAUUUCGGGAACAAAAGAAGUAAAAGACAAAAUACCAUCAUUUAAUUUUUCCAAUGUGUCUACAGCAAAAUCAGAAAAAUCUAUACCAAAAUUUAAUGGCACAUCAACCUUUAAUUUUGCUGAUUCUAUUAAAAAUAAAAUGGAUAAUCUGAAUAAUAUGCCAAUAUCUACAUUAAGUUUUGAAGCACCAAAACCUUCAGUAACUUCAAGUAUUUUUUCUGGAUUUAGUACUGAAAAUAAAUCAAAGAAUAGCCAAGAAACGGCUCCAGAAAAAGAUGCAACUGCCUUCAAGUUUAAUUCAAAACCAGAUACAGCAUCAAUUUCAUCAUUCAGUUUUACCACACCCAAAGAUAAUAUUUCAAAAUCUACAGACUCAGAAACUAAAUCUUUUAUUUCUAUUCCAACUACCACAGUGACUGCGUCAUUUAGUUUUUCAUUACCGCCCAAAACAAAUCCUAUAGUAAUUAGUGAGCCUGUAGAUUCUGCCUCAGUAUCUUCCAGCUUUGGAAUUGUUAAAACUGCACCUGAUUUUUCUACUGCAUCAGCAACUGUAGAGAGCACAGUUACUGAAACUACUUCCCAAGUCUCAGAAAGUCCUACUCCAAUAAUAUCUGAACCAGUCACUCCAGAAAAUGAAGAGUCUCCUAAAUUUCCAGUUACUGCCAGCAAUGCACAAAUUUUUGAAAUUCCAUCAACAAGUGUUUCCAUUUUUACUGCACCUAUUAAAUCAACUAGUAAUACAAGCAUUUUUGGAAAUUCAACAACAACAGUAAGUCAAGCAACAAUUUUCAGCAGCCCUACUGUUACAAGUGCUUCUUCAGUUUUCAAUACCCCUACAACUACAAGUUCCCCAACAAUUUUUAGUACACCCACAAAUACAACUUGUGCGCCUUCAAUAUUUAGUACUCCUACAAGUACAACUAUUGCUCCUACUAUUUUUGGUGCUACUACAAACACAACCAAUGCUUCGAUAUUUAGAUCACCAACCAAUACAAGUAUGGCUCCUUCAAUUUUUAGUGCAUCGUCUACUACAACCUCAUCAUCAAUCUUUGGAAACUCAAUUAAAAGCACUUCAUCUAUAUUUGGAACACCAUCUACAACUACUGUGUCUUCUAUGUUUGGAUCAGUUACAACGACAAAUACUACAAGUGGUUUUGGAUCCACAGCUCAGACAACUUUUGGUGCUCCUACUACAACAAGUUCUUCAAUAUUUGGUAAUCCAGCUGCUCCUGCUACCACAAGUUCUUCGAUAUUUGGUAGUCCAGCUGCUCCUGCUACAACAGGUUCUUCAAUAUUUGGUAGUCCAGCUGCUCCUGCUACAACAGGUUCUUCAAUAUUUGGUAGUCCAGUUACUCCAGCUACAACAAGUUCUUCAAUAUUUGGUAGUCCAGCUGCUCCUGCUACAACAAAUACUUCAAUAUUUGGUAAUCCAGCUGCUCCUACAUCAUCUGGUUCAAUAUUUGGUUCAGCAUCCACAAACACUUCAUCUGUUUUUGGAGCACCAGUUACAACUAGUACAACAUCUUCUAUUUUUGGAUCUCCUUCAACAACAGCUGCAUCUAGUGGAUUAUUUGGAUCAGUAGCUGCUGCAGCUAACCAAUCAUCAUUUGGUCAGCCUACAUUAGGAUUUAGUUCUCCUGGAUCAGCAUUUGGCAAUAUGUCUCUUUUUGGCCAAUCAGCAUGUAGUCCAUCACAACCAGCAAAUAGCUUUGCCCCUGCUGCUAAUCCUUUUGCUGUUAACAAAACUCCAUCAAGUACACCAUCAUUGUUUUCUAACCAAAAAUCUGUAUUUGGUCAACCACCAGCAAGUACACCUAAUUCAGGCUUUGGAGUACCUAAUUCAGGAUUUGGUGCUACUACCAAUACUGGAUUUGGUAGUCCUGCUAUGGUUGGUCAAUCAAAUAAUUUAGGUUUUGGAUCUCCCCCAAUGUUUGGUAGUAUGGGAAGUACCACUUCUGGUUUUAAUCAAACACCUGUUUUUGGAGGAGCAGCCACUUUUGGAUCAACGGCUCCAACAUUUGGACAAAAUGCUGGAAAUUUUGGAUUUGGUUCUGCUGCUCAACAACCAUCAACUGCAUUUGCUUCUCUUGCGAAUCAAAACACAUCACCGAGUUUUGGUAAUAUAGCUCAAAACCAAAACACGGGUUUUGCUUCUCCAACCACUCCUGGAUUUGGUCAACCACAACAAACAAGUCCAUUUAAACCUCAAGGAGCUACAUUUGGGGGAACUUCAUUUAGUUCUUGGCGCUAAGAAUAAAAAUCUAACACCAACAAUAUCCGAUAUCUUAACUAUUCAUUUAUUUAUAUAUUCUAAAAAUGUGUAUGUUACAAUUAAUAAUAUUCAAAAUUGUAAUUAUUGUGUACACAAUUGUUGAAAAUAAAAUUUCAUGUUUUUUUA